Messenger RNA from Dermacentor silvarum, 1528 nucleotides. RefSeq lists its product as uncharacterized. The transcript has 10 exons. Gene Ontology annotation, molecular function: oxidoreductase activity; FMN binding. The record is from RefSeq and is a predicted model, not a curated record. NCBI's taxonomy places the organism in Eukaryota, Metazoa, Arthropoda, Arachnida, Ixodida, Ixodidae. The coding region runs from base 1 to 1269 and encodes 422 amino acids.
AUGGCCGCCAGACUGGACAACUACGGGACAUUUUACCUUAUUGCAGGUGAGCAGCCGACCCCCGGCCACGACGUUGCGGUCAACCAUUCCACGAGAGACUUGGCUGCGGUGACCAUAGCAGACAUAGAGCGAAUCGCCAGCGCGAAGCUGGAGCUGGGGGUCCGGUGGUACUACAACAGCGGGGCCGACCAGGAGGAGACACUUAGGGAAAACGAGGAGGCCUUUAAGAGACUGCGCUUCAGGCCUCGCAUGCUGGUGGACGUAUCUAGGGUGAGCAUGGCGACGACUCUGUUGGGGCAGCCCGUUUCCAUGCCCGUCGGUUUCGCACCCUCAGCGAUGCACCAGCUAGCACACCCUGAUGGAGAAAUUGGCACCGCUAAAGCCGCUGAAGAAGCUGGCACGGUGAUGAUUCUGAGUUCGAUGAGCACCAUCUCUCUGGAGGAGAUUCGCCGCAGUGCCCCCAACUGCAUCCUGUGGCUGCAAACGUACCUCUACAAGAACCGCGCCCUCACCGAGUCUCUGGUGAAGCGGGCCGCGACUGCGGGGUUCUCCGCCAUCGUGCUCACCGUCGAUUCGCCAGUGUUCGGACAGAAGAUCAUGGCCAACAAGUACCGCUUCCAUCUGCCCAAGCACUUGAGGUUCGGCACACUGGAGGGCUCGCUUCCCACGGCGACUGUCAAAAACCAUCCCGACUUCGACGCAUUCGUCGACGACCUCAUCUCGCCCAGCGUAGUCUGGUCAGACGUCACCUGGCUGCGAAAUGUUUCCGGGCUGCCGGUUGUCAUGAAGGGCGUCCUCACGCCUGAAGCCGCCAUAAAAUGCCACCAGAGCGGAGCUGCAGCCAUCAUCGUGUCCAACCACGGUGGGCGCCAGCUGGAUGGCACCCCGGCUUCGAUCGACGUCCUACCCGAGAUCGUGGAAGCUGUGGGCGAUCGACUUGAAGUGUAUCUGGACAGUGGAGUCCGCACGGGUGCCGACGUGUCCCGGGCGCUGGCUCUAGGAGCUCGAGCAGCCUUCGUUGGCAGACCCGUAGUCUGGGGGCUCGCCUACAACGGCAAGGCGGGCGUGAGCACGGUGCUUGACAUAUACAGAUCUGAACUCGAGCGGACACUUCGGCUACUAGGGUGCCCCGACGUCAGGCAGCUAACUCCCGAGUUCGUCGUGCACAAGAGUCACUUUUCGUCGCCUCACCGCCGGCUGCACUUUUCUUCGGAAGGGGAAGACAGCAGAAGCAACGAGCCGGACUGGGCAACUACGGCAAGCGGAUAACUCUGAGACCUGCGAACAACUGUGGAUCCACGAGCACUGAAUCAUGGGCAGUAGUGCAAUUCCCAGCAGAGCUCAAUGCUAACCUCAACGGGACACCGACUUCAACUUGCCUAGAAGUGCUCUUAGAGGGACAUUCGAAAGCUAAAUUAAAUUAGUCUACACUGAUUAUUGUUUAGACCUACUCUCUCAAAAUAAAGUACAACACGGACUGAAUCUGCGCUAGUUGGAGCAUGCUUCAAGGAUUAUCCAGCGUUGUAAA